This is a messenger RNA of Theileria annulata, 942 nucleotides long. RefSeq names its product cAMP-dependent protein kinase regulatory subunit, putative. The transcript has 9 exons. NCBI's taxonomy places the organism in Eukaryota, Apicomplexa, Aconoidasida, Piroplasmida, Theileriidae. Gene Ontology annotation, cellular component: cAMP-dependent protein kinase complex. Gene Ontology annotation, molecular function: cAMP-dependent protein kinase regulator activity. Bases 1 to 942 code for a protein of 313 amino acids. The record is from RefSeq and is a predicted model, not a curated record. Gene Ontology annotation, biological process: regulation of protein phosphorylation.
AUGGCUUCUUCUGAAAACUUUGAAUUUGACGAGGCCAUGAAACUAGCUCGGGCCCGUCCCAGACUCUCCGUUUCCGCCGAAGUAUUCGGGGAUAACCAUAGCAAGUCAAAGGUCGUGAUCCCCAACUAUGAGAAAACUCCUCAAGAACAGGCCAAGAUCAUGGAAAUGAUUAAGCGCUGUUUCCUAUUUUCUGGUGUUAAUUCGUCUGGUUUGGAUCUCCUGGUCAAGGCUUUUGACUUCAAAACAGCAAACCCCGGAGAUGUCCUGAUUAAGCAAGGAGAUGACGGAGAUAAACUGUACCUGAUUGAAUCAGGAACAGUUGAAGUGACUCGCAAAAACGCCACAGGCCAGGAAGAAUUUCUGUGUAAUCUAACUGCCGGAGACUACUUUGGGGAGUUGGCCUUGAUGUAUAAUUCUCCUAGGGCCGCAACUGUUGUCGCAAAGACUGAAAUGCACCUGUGGACCCUGGACAGGACCACCUUCAACCACGUGGUUAGAAUGGCGGUCAUCAAGAAGAGGGAGAAGUAUGACUCAAUUCUCUCAAAACUCGACCUCUUCAAGAAAGUAAACCCAUAUGACCGAUGCAGACUAGCUGACGCACUAGUGGAGAGGACAUUUGAGGAUGAAACCGUAAUCAAACAAGGCGAGCCGGGCUCAAGUCUCUUCAUGGUCCUGGAAGGACAGGCUGAGUCUUUCGUCGAGAACAAGCUUGUCAAGUCAUACAACCCAGGCGACUACUUUGGAGAGAUUGGAUUCAUACUAAAGAAGCCUAGAGCCUCAACGGUUAAGGCAAAGGGGAAAUGUUUGUUUGUUGAGUUGGAGAGGGAGAAUUUCAUUAACCUGCUCGGGCCCAUGGAGGACGUGCUGAACAAGAACAUCAAGAACUACAAGAAGGUGCUUGAGGAGCUGAAACUGGAAAACAAACAUCUAAAAUCGCUCUAA